This is a messenger RNA of Podarcis lilfordi (Lilford's wall lizard), 161 nucleotides long. The record is from the annotation of a GenBank genome assembly. Lineage: Eukaryota; Metazoa; Chordata; Lepidosauria; Squamata; Lacertidae.
AUGCAGCUGAUUCCUCAGCCCAUCUGGAUUUGUGCUAACAGUCAGCACUUUAUGCCUGAAAGGGCCCAAGACAACCAUCGCCUUCACUCUCUGCUGCCCAUCCGAGUGACCCAAGCAUAUUGCCAGAGGCUCUUUGGACCUUUCAAUGCCACCAGGAUGAG